AUGUUUAAUAUUUUCAUAUUCUAUAUGAUACUUAUAAAUAAUGAUCUAAACGGUAAUAAAAUAACAUUAUUUCAAAUUACACCCGGUAUACCCAUUGUUACUCGACAACUUUAUUCUAAAUUAAAAUUACCUAGAAUCAUCGUCUGUAAACCAUUUGAUCAAAACUGUUCACGAUUAAUUCAUCAAUUACUUGAAUGUGAAAAUAUUAUAAUGAAUGAUCCCGGUUUUAGUUCACAACAGUAUGUACAUAACAUUAAUAUACAUAGACAAAUGAUAACGGAAAUGGAAAGAUGUUUUGAUGAUGAAAUAAAUCCAAAUCCAUUGAGUACUGAAAAAAAAUUUGAUUUUUCACCGCUUUAG
Didymodactylos carnosus is the source of this 360-nucleotide messenger RNA. The record is from the annotation of a GenBank genome assembly. Lineage: Eukaryota; Metazoa; Rotifera; Eurotatoria; Philodinida; Philodinidae.